Molecule: messenger RNA, 1659 nt
Organism: Austrofundulus limnaeus
Lineage: Eukaryota; Metazoa; Chordata; Actinopteri; Cyprinodontiformes; Rivulidae
Gene: gba3
Product: glucosidase, beta, acid 3
Exons: 5
Coding region: 112-1578 (488 amino acids)
Biological process (GO): carbohydrate metabolic process; glycosylceramide catabolic process
Cellular component (GO): cytosol
Molecular function (GO): beta-galactosidase activity; glycosylceramidase activity
Source: RefSeq, a predicted model, not a curated record
AGGAGGUAAACCUGAGUCGUGCGCUGUUUGAACUGUUCAAGCACAAACUUAGCAUUUUGAUAAGAUAAGUCGUGCAGGGCUGGCUGUUCGAGCGCUUUAAGCUUGUAAAACAUGUUUCCUUCUGACUUUGCUUGGGGAGCAUCAACUUCCGCGUAUCAAAUAGAAGGUGGAUGGCAGGCAGAUGGAAAAGGACCGAGCAUCUGGGACACAUUUAGUCAUGAGAAAGGAAGAGUGUUUGAGGAUCAGAAUGGAGAUGUGGCCUGUAACAGCUACGAGUUGUGGGAGAAGGACCUGGAGUGUAUCCAACAACUUGGACUGACCCACUACCGCCUGUCUUUCUCCUGGGCCCGCCUCUUACCUGAUGGAACCACACGGAACRUCAAUCAAAAAGGUGUGCAAUACUAUAACCGAGUGAUUGAUGACCUGCUGGCCUGUAAUGUGUCACCAAUGGUCACUUUGUACCACUUUGACUUACCUCAAGCUCUGGAUGACCUGGGAGGCUGGAAGUCACCUGAGAUGGCAACACUUUUUGACCAAUACGCCACAUUUUGUUUCAAGACGUUUGGGGAUCGGGUCAAACUCUGGAUCACAAUCAACGAGCCGCUCGUAUGUGCCAAAGAAGGCUACGAAGACGGUAUCCAUGCUCCGGGGUUGGAAGAAAAAGGCAUAGCUGCCUACGUGGUGGGGCACAACAUGCUGCGAGCUCACGCCAUGGCGUGGCACAGCUACGACUCGGAGUACAGAGCCAUGCAGAAGGGUGCGGUGUCUUUGGCCCUCAACAGCGACUGGUUUGAGCCUUUAAAUCCCGACUGUACUGAGGACGUCGCUGCUACGGAACGGGAUCUUGCGUUCUCGCUGGGGUGGUUCGCCUGGCCCGUGUUCGUCACUGGAGAUUACCCAGAAAUGAUGAGGCGCGCCAUUGAAAGUCGAAGCAAGGAGGUGGGAUACAUUGGUCCCCCGAGACUUCCCACAUUCUCAAACGAUGAUCCGACCAUUCUGGGAACAGCCGACUUCUUCGCACUGAACUACUACACGUCCCGAAAAGUCAAAGCGGGGGAAGAAGGCGAGAAAAUGUUGAGUAUGAUGAGUGACAAAGAUGCAAAGGAGAUUAUAGAUCCAUCCUGGCCCAUUUGUGGUGUGUCCUGGCUGGCUGUAGUGCCCUAUGGCUUAAGGAAACUAUUGAAAUAUAUAAAGGACACCUUCAAYGACCCAACGGUCUACAUUACAGAGAAUGGCUUCUCUCAGAUGGGGCCUGUGCAGAUGGAGGAUGUUCAGCGUUGUGAGUUUUUCAGCAGCACCAUCUUGGAAGUGGCUAAAGCUGUACAAGAAGAUGGCGUCAAGGUGCGUGGAUAUUUCAUGUGGUCACUGAUUGACAACUUUGAGUGGGCUGAUGGAUUCAGCGUUCGCUUCGGCCUGUUCCACGUGGACUUCUCUGAUGCCAAGCUGACUCGGACCAUACACCGGUCUGGGCAAGAAUACGCCAAGUUCAUCUCGAAACACCAAAAGUCUGGUGGUCAAACCCAACGAGACGAGCCGCCUGAGUGGAAGGCAGAAUGUGACGGUAAUGGGAGAAGUUAAGUUGAAGCGUAGUGUUGGUAAUAAAAAGCCAAACACUGAUCUGUAAAUUCUCAGAGAAUAAAAAAUAAAUAAAUGAAACCA